CGCAAUUUCAUCUUUCACAUCCAAAUUUUCUUGCUGGCUUUCCCUGCAAUUUUCUUCAAUGUCAAGCAGAAUUUGAAUUUCCAACCAAAUUCCCAGAAUGCCAAAAGCUUCAUUAAAUGCCUAUUUUACCAAAUUCAAAAGCUUAUCUUCCUCGUUUGCUUUUACCGGUUCUUAAUCUGAUAAAAAUCUUUGUUUUUCUUUGGAAAAAAAAAAAAUAAAAAAGAGGGAAAAGGAAGAAGAUGAUCAUUUCGAAACCUCUGUUCCGUAAUUACACUCCGAUUGCAAACCAAGUGCUCACUUCAAUGCUCCAAAACCGACCAUUCGACGCCGUCCUCGCUGGCUCAGUUGCCACUUCGAAUUCCUGGACCACCGAAGCAGUUUCGGAGGUGUUAAGGUCGGUGUCCAGGUUCUUCUUCCAAUCCCCUCGGUCCAUCGGCCGGCAAAAAGGUUUCCGGCACCGGUCGCCGUUGAAACAACGCAACUUGAAAGAAGAAUCCGAUAGGUUCAGCAACGGGGUGCUUGUUCUUGGCCCUGCUGCUCACAGGGACCCCCACAAGGUCAACUUGGGAUUGGACAGAGCGAUAGAAUUCUAUUACUGGGUCGAAACCCAUUUUGGAUUUUCACACAAUGAGACGACUUGCAGAGAAAUGGCUUGCGUUUUGGCUAGAGGUAGUAGGUUGAAAGCUCUGUGGGAUUUUCUCGGAGAUAUGUCGAGGAGAGAUCGUGGUGGGCUCGUGACUACUGCGACCAUUACCUGUUUGAUUAAAGUUCUAGGAGAGGAAGGGUUCGUCAAUGAAGCAUUGGCAUUGUUCUAUAGGAUGAAGCAGUAUCAUUGCAAACCGGAUGUUUACUCUUAUAAUACUGUUAUUUAUGCUCUUUGUAGAGUUGGGAAUUUUAGGAAGGCAAGGUUUUUGUUGGAACAGAUGGAAUUACCGGGCUUUCGAUGCCCAGCGGAUACUUUCACUUAUACUAUAUUGAUUAGUUCGUACUGUAGAUAUAGUUUGCAGACUGCAUGUAAGAAGGCUAUUAGGAGGAGGUUGUGGGAAGCUAACCACUUGUUUCGAAUUAUGCUCUUCAAGGGGUUUGUUCCUGAUGUUGUGACAUAUAAUGCUUUGAUUAAUGGUUGUUGUAAAACUUACCGAAUUGAGAGAGCUUUGGAGUUGUUUGAUGAUAUGAAUAAAAGGGGUUGUACCCCGAACCGGGUUACUUAUAAUUCUUUUAUUAGAUACUACAGUGCUGUUAAUGAGAUUGAUAAGGCUGUUGAUAUGUUGCGGCGAAUGCAAAAUAUGAAUCAUGGAACACCAACUUCGAGUUCAUAUACUCCCAUCAUUCAUGGUCUUUGUGAAGCAAGCAGGGCAUUGGAGGCUUUGAAUUUUCUUGUUGAGUUAGUUGAUGGAGGCUCGAUACCGAGAGAAUAUACCUACAAACUAGUUUGUGAUGCUCUGGUUUCAACAGGAGAGGCCAAUUUGCUUGAUGAUGGUCUACGUAAAAGAAUAAGAGAUGGAAUAGAGAGUAGACAUAGGCACAUACUGAAGGUGAAACCGAUAAUGACUCGCUCUGGAUAUGAUAGAAUGAUGGAAACAUGAUAAUUUGGAGAAAUUGCUGCACAUAUUGUAACACAACCUGCAAUACCUAGCCCGAGUUCACACUCCUGCAAAAUACUUUCAAGGCCUGAUAUGUUGCUAGGUUUGGGCUGUUGCACUGAGAUUAGGAGGAGAAAGCAUAUAGUGAAGGUAAAACCAAUAUUGACUGGCGAAGGAUGUUAUGGCAUGGAGAAGACUUCACUGGUGAAACUGGUUUCCUGUAAUGUAGUAAGACCAGCUAUGCCUCACUCAUUUGCACACUCCUGAAACAAACUUUUGAGGCCUGAACUGUCAUUACGGUUUCUCCAAAGUAGGUGCUUCAGUAUUUUCUUUUAAUAUGUGGACUUCUUCUACUAAAGCUACAGGUGCAUCUUCACAGUUGCUCAGACAACAUAAUAUACUAAUACUAAAUAAGUCAAGGACAAACAUUUGCUCAAGCUAAUAAGCUUGUUCUUAAGAUGCACCAAGUGUAGCCAAUCCAAGCCUGUCCUCGUGCCUGCUUGUCAAAAGCUCUUUCAACCUCUGAUUAUGGUGGUGGGUAAUUUCUCUUGAAAAAAAUCAGCUUAGAAAGAGGUAGGUAGGUUCGGCCAAAGCCCUUCUACAGGGCAAAGACUUGAAUAUCAACUGUUUUAUGGGUGAUGGAAAUAUUUUAUUUACACUUCUGAGAGUUGGAGUAAAUGUAGAAAACAUCCCUAAAAUUUUUAAUCUUAUUAUUUGCACUUCCUGAAAGUUACCUUUACACUAAUAAAAAAGUUAAAUUACUUUUAAAAUCCCUUUUAUUAUUAUUUUUUUGCAUUAAUUAAUUUGAAGAUUUCAUUUUUUUUAUAUUUU
Messenger RNA from Ziziphus jujuba (common jujube), 2414 nucleotides. Its product is annotated as pentatricopeptide repeat-containing protein At1g77405. The transcript is spliced from 3 exons. Gene Ontology annotation, molecular function: protein binding. The record is from RefSeq and is a predicted model, not a curated record. Lineage: Eukaryota; Viridiplantae; Streptophyta; Magnoliopsida; Rosales; Rhamnaceae. Bases 240 to 1586 code for a protein of 448 amino acids.